GAUGCAUAUGGUUAUCUUACUAAUGAUCAUUAGUUUAUUAUUUAGGGGAAAGUUCAGAAAUCAAACACACACAUAUAUAUAUUGCAGGAGUAAGGAGGAGAGGUUCAAGAGGAAUGUGAAGAGUGAAGAUGAAGAGAUGGAGGGGAUGGCAAUGCUUCAAGCAACCUGUCCAUCUUCCUCCAAAAUGUAUGCUUCUGAAGGUUUGUCAACUGCUUCGACCCAGGGUCAAAGGGUCGAGGCCAGGGCUUCAGAGUCUUUACAAGGACAUGGAGUCUUGCCGUGGAUAUGAAGACAUACAAGUAAUGUGGGACAUGAUCCAUUCUUCUUGCCCUGCAAAUGUCUAUGAGACUCCAAGCAGCAACAAGAGGCCUUCUCAUUGGAGUUUCUGUUUUAGGCCGACAUAAAUGUCCUUUCCCAUAAAAAGAGCUCUUUGGAAACUUGAGGUAAAGUUUCAUGUCUUUUCUUAACAUUUGGGAAGGGAAAAUAGAAGAGUCCAAUGCUUAUCCAAAAUGACAUUGUAAGUAAGAGAAACAGAGAGGAUCUGGGGAAUUCUUGUAAAAACUGGAAUCAAAAUAAGUUUUAUUAAAUAGGCUUAAUAAUUUGUACAAUCACCCCAUGACAAGGUUUCACAUGUGAAUCAUGAUAUAAGAUCCAAAAGAGAACAUUGUAAAUCAUCCAGGAUGUUCACCUUGUACUCUCAGGCCUUCUCAAAUCUUGUCAAGGAUAAAAUUUCAAAGGAAGUUUUCUCUAACAGAAGAAAGAACUGACCACCCAUAUGUCUACAGUAAACACAAGUAAUUUAUUAUCUCAAUAUAUUCUAGAGCAUAAAAUACAAAUUAGCAAUGGGGAAACUAGAAUCCCAAUGAUGCAGCCUCUGAAAUCUUCGUUAUGCAGCAUCACCGUUAUGGAGGAGCAUUUGAUCAAAGUGCCACACUCCUGCAAGCACCACAGUUUGCUCUUAGUCCCCAUAAAUGAACACAGAUGAUGGCAGAAAUUGGAUGCCAGUAAGCAGCCAAUCAAAGAAUAGAUGACAU
Messenger RNA from Rubroshorea leprosula, 1034 nucleotides. NCBI's taxonomy places the organism in Eukaryota, Viridiplantae, Streptophyta, Magnoliopsida, Malvales, Dipterocarpaceae. The record is from the annotation of a GenBank genome assembly.